CUCCCUUCUUCCUCUGCCACCAUCCCUCCUCUCUGCGCAAGAGCCAGCACUGGAGGACAGAGGUGCUGUAUCAUGUCCAGGUAGGACACCACCAGCGUGAACAUCAUCCCAAGGCGAUCAUCCCCAGGCACUGAGCUGUCCUGCUCUUGUGGCUCCUAUUUCACUCAGGAGCAAGGAAAAGGCAAAGAAGACCUAGGACUGCCUCCCUUGUGCUUGGCGUCCAGACCACCUGCAGCACUCACAGGGAUGGAUUCCAAGGGUAACAUCCGAAGUGGAAACAAACCCGAUGCCAAGGCCCCCAGCUCUGGAAAGCCAGAAAAGUCCAGCCCUGGGGCUGCAACGAACGCAGACAAGAAGGAUACCCCCAAAGAACAGCCUAAUCCUGCCACUGCUCCCAAGAAGGCGGGCAGCGAUGCUGCUGUUGUGAACAACCACAGCAACCUGAAACCCAGUGCAGCUGCCACGGAGACACAAGAGGCCACUGGCCAGUCCCCUGACUCUGACCACAAGGGAAAUGGCUCCGAGGAGUCACCGGGCAGCAUCUUCGACAACAUGAAGCCCUUGAUCAUCGUUGGAGGAAUGGCGGUGGCGGCGCUGGCGGUGAUUGUGGGAGUGGCGUUCCUCGCCCGGAAAAAAUGAAGACCGAGACAGGGUGGGCUGAGAAACCCAGCCUGGCUGUACAGCUCCUUUUGAGACAAAUGCAUGCACACAAAUUCUAUACAUAUCUAUAUAGAGAGAGCGAGCUAGAUAGGUCAAUGUCAAACACCAACUGCAACUCCAAGGGUCUUGUUCAAGACCACUGUGCCAGUUUGACCCGAUGUGGGUAACUCCAUGCACUCAGUGUGUUCUUUUCAUGUAAUAUACCUUGGCUUAUACCACUGUGUAUAGAUUACAGCUUCUCCUGAUUGGUGUAAAUGACGGUGUCCCCUCCCCUCCCCUGCUGUCCUCCCUGGGAGCCACCCCCACUUCUCCUGCAGUCCCCUGUUUUCAAGUCCAAAGUGUUCUUCAUCCCAUCCAGAGUCCCUGCUUUGUGUUUUGGUUUUUCUGUUCAGUUUGUUUUGAGCGAAGAGAUGGAGCCUAGUGAGAAGACCCAGUUCACUUGUCCCUAUGUGUGGGGCAAAGUGUGGUUUCUUUGUGUUAAUUUCUUGGGGCUUUGGAUAAGUCUGUUCAGCUGGUAUUUUUCCACUGAAGCUAUGGCCUUUCUGUACAUGAGAAGGUAGGGAAAAAGGGAAACACAGGCUGGUUUCAGGGGUGGACAGGAGCUGGGACCCCAUGAAAAAUAACACUGACCUGCAUCAUGCCAGGCAAACCCUGAUCAAGGUCACUGGAAAGAUCCAUCUGUCCUAGAGUGAUUCCUCGCCUCUGACAGUAGCAGGGAUUUGUGACUCCUCCACAUCUUGGAAAUGGAAACAAAUUCCCAGCACUGGGGAGCAGCCUGGUUUUACUGGUGAGUACCUCAGGUCUAAAGCCAGACCUUCUAAGAAGGAAAAGGAAGGCAGGCAAUGAGAGGAUUCGGGGCCGUGGCAGAUGCCCUUCCCUGACACCAAGAAGUGGGUCACUUUAUCUUGCACUGUCUUUUUCACUUGGGUCAGAGCUCAGAUGAUGUCAGAGAUUAGAUGAGGUCAGACCACAGACUCCCUGGAGCUCAAAGAAGUUGCAGCCAAUGGGGUUUUUGAGUGAUACUUAGAAAGACCACGAGAUGGUGAGGUGAGUUCAGUAGAAAUCAGUUGAAGAGCCAUUGUGAUGUGUUUUUGAGCCUAGAUGUGCACAUUCAGUGUGUACUAGGCCAGAGAAAGGCAUGUGUUCCCUGGGUGCUGUCUUUGCAGUACCAGCUUCCGGCAGAAUUACUAGAUAGGAUGGCAGAUGUGUAUGACCCUGGUAAUUCUCUUGGCUCAUGUCUCCUUAAUUUACCUCCAAAUUUGUUUGGCUGAACGCAUACAGCUUCUUCAGACAAAAAGCCUUUUCAAUAUAGCAUGGCCACUCCUAUGGUCACCCUCUUUUCCCCAAGGCUCAUGAAAUAUUCCCAAGGCACAGAACCUCUGGGAGUAUCAGAUGCUGUCUUCUGAUGAAUGACAGGCUGCUUUCAGCAUGAGUUUAAUGUCUACCUCUACCUUCACCAGGACAGAGAGGAGAUGUAUAUGUUGAGUUCACAGUGGUUUUGGAAAGAGUGCUAACAGCCCAGGAGAAAUCCUGGUGGUUCAAAGCACUCCUUCCUUGUAUUGUGGAUAUGUCUUCAAGCAGCAGUGUGUCACAGCCUGGAGAAUUUUGGGGGAUUGAACAGAAGGGUCUGUGGCUGGGUGCCUCAUCACUUCUGUCUAAAGAAUGGAUUUCCCCUCAUCCUGCUUUGCAGUUCAGUCAUUCACUUUUGGAGGGGGGGGGAAAGGGUGAAGUAAGGGUAAAAACAGCAGAGGAGUAUGAAUUGGGAAAGUAGAGAUGUGAGGCACAAAGUAACUCAGAAGCAGUCCUAGCACAGAACCUUUGCAGAAACUGUAGCAGGGCUUUGCAAGAGGAUGCAAUGGGGCUGUUGCAUCUCCCUGCCUGCAUCUCAUCCAAGAGCUUGGGGUGAUGCAGAGCACCCAGACUUUGGCAGUGCCCUUGGCAUGUCCUUAUGUGCAAGCCAGAAGCAAAAGGCGGCGCAGUCCAGCCAGGAACCUCAUCUAUGUUACUGCCCACUGGGUACAGAGUAACAUAUCCAAACCAGUGGUGUUUGGAUACAGGGAUGGAUAUUCCUGUGCUCUGCUUCCUUUCGAAAAAAGCUUUUGGCUGUACGGACUCUUCUUGUACCGCUUAUGAGGAAGGGAAGUUGGCCACCCCUGUUCUGAUUCAUGUUUUACCAAAGCAGGGUUGGUGAUUUUCAGACUAAUGCCUCUAUUUUCAACUCCUGCCUUUAAGAGAUGUUCCCACCAGUCCUGUCUUCUCCUGACAUGGGAUAUUUUUAGCAGUGUGUGACACUACAGAUGCAGCAUUUAUCUACUCUGCACUGAUCAGCAUAGAUCGAUGCGGGGGAGAGGGGGGAAAUGCCUGCCUCAUUUGAGUAUCUUAUUAUUUUAUUUCUGAAGUGUUUUCAUUUUCUGUGCUUAAAGUUUGGCAACAGAAAAAGGAAAAACAAUUCUCAGCCAACGUGGGCCUUAACCAUUCCUGUUUGCAUCUGACUCCUCCUUGCCCUUAGGGCAUGUGUGUGAAAGGCCAGUAACCCCAUCCAGAAACACCCCACAGGGGCGGUGCCGGGACAGCAGCUCAUGUUCUGGGUACAAAACCACAUGCAGCCCUCCCCAGGCAGGGACUGUAAUUGUCCUGUCCAUAAGAGAUCUUCUGCUUACUGCCAUAACUUAACACUGCUGUCCAGACCUAUCAUCUGGAGCCCCCCUCUUUGGUUCGAUUUGAGAAACACCUCUUUACGUGUGCAUGUGAGUGUGUCUGUACCACCACCCUGCCUUGAAGAAUAUUCUGUGUUCGUCUGUAUAUUUACAUAUCUAUACAACCGCAGUAAAGUCACAUUCCUUGUAGGGAAAACCAAAACAAAAUCUGGAGGUGACACUUCAUUUGCUCCCCUGCAUUCUCACAGAGUGUUCAUGGUGUCUUUUUUGUGCCAUGCAUCACACCACGCAGCACCCACGUUUCUUUGGUCCUGGUUUCUGCUCAGUGCAAAGAAUGUAUGGCUGGUGAACUGCUGAAUGUAUCAUAUGCCCAUUUUGCUAAAAGCUCAAAACUACUGUUCCUCUCCCUGGAUAGUCGUGUGGGCUACUCGCUUGAAGUUAAGGUACUUUUAGACUAUAUUGAACUGUAUGGACUGUGUAGCACUUGUCAAAGUGUGGGUCUAGCGUUGGCUUGAGUCAGGCAGAUGAAGCGUAGAUGCCACACGAGCUCCCAGUGCUGGGACCACGCACUUGCAAGUGACCUCCUCUUAGCAAACACCUCCCGUUCUGCCUUAACGUGCCCGGCUGUGCGGUGGUUUCAUUCUGAGUGAAAAUGUCCAGUGAGAAGUAGGCUGAGGAGAGCAAAUUCCUCUCUCUCAGCAUCGAAGCGAGAUUGAACUCAAAGCUGUCAAGAAGCCGAAGGCUUAAAUGACUGAACUCGCUGUGCUAAAUAAAUAGUUGUCUUUUCUCGUACUGAGCACAUGCUGUUAUUUGCUUGAUGUUAUUCUUUGUGUGGCGUUUGUGACAUGAAGUCCUUCUAGUGAUAUC
Messenger RNA from Lagopus leucura (white-tailed ptarmigan), 4184 nucleotides. It is a transcript of the gene CEND1, whose product is annotated as cell cycle exit and neuronal differentiation 1. The record is from RefSeq and is a predicted model, not a curated record. Bases 247 to 639 code for a protein of 130 amino acids. Gene Ontology annotation, biological process: radial glia guided migration of cerebellar granule cell; cerebellar Purkinje cell differentiation; cerebellum development. Lineage: Eukaryota; Metazoa; Chordata; Aves; Galliformes; Phasianidae. The transcript is spliced from 2 exons.